Tripterygium wilfordii is the source of this 1835-nucleotide messenger RNA. Its product is annotated as CRIB domain-containing protein RIC4-like. The transcript has 3 exons. Bases 1175 to 1717 code for a protein of 180 amino acids. NCBI's taxonomy places the organism in Eukaryota, Viridiplantae, Streptophyta, Magnoliopsida, Celastrales, Celastraceae. The record is from RefSeq and is a predicted model, not a curated record.
UUUUCUUUCUUGACUGUGGACUAAUAUUUAGCCUGCUUAGACUAGAUCUGCUGAUAAGCAUAAAUAUUUAUUGCUGCACCCUUUAAAAAAUUGCUUGUAGUACUGGUAAGAACUUAACAAUAGUAACUAUCAGCCUUUUCUAACCUACACAUUUCUGUUUUUCACCCCUUCCCUUCCUCUUUCCAAUCAACAGGAACUGUAAUGAUACUCGUUAGGAUUACAAGGGUCAAAAUCUGAUUUCUGAAAGGAGAACGAUUGACACUUUUAUUGGGAAUUUGAUGGUUGAAGGCUUAAAGCCAAAAACCGAUUUCUUUGAUAGAAUUGAUAUGGUUGUUUGUCCAUAAAAAAUAUUAAAUUAGAGACAGGUAUCUCCAGCAUAUAGAUUCUAUGUUUCUCAACGAAUCUAACUAUGUAUUCCAACUAUCAAUCAUGUUUCCAACUUCUUUUGAAUCAAGAAAUACUUGUCUAGGCUCCAUUUACAAUCAAAGUCUUAUGAAAUUUAGUAGGAAUGAUUGCUUUUGUUGCACUUCUUGGAAGUUGAUAGAGUCCAAAUUAAGUAAAGUAAACAGAAAAAUGCACACAAACAAACACUAGAGAAAGAAUAGAAAAGGAAAGAACAAAAGAACAUGGAUAGGGACGUGGAAUGGUCGCUUAUACUAUAAGACUGGCAAGUGAAACACGGACCCUGCUGUAGACCACUUUGGCUAAACAUAGUAGUUCCACCUACUUGGGCUGAUUUCAUGUUCCAAACCAUGCAACUGUUGGGGUCAUUAGUUGCCCAAUUGGACCACAUAUACCCUCAAAACAAAUGUACAUAAUCAUAUGUUUGCAUUGUGAAAAGAUGAUAUAGUUGAUAGUCGGAAAAUUACAACAAUAACAUUGCCCCAUUAUCAGUUAGGUAUUCACAAAUAUAUCUUUUUCAGUCUCUACCAAACCUACUCAAAUGUAUUUUUGACUUGUUAUACGUAUCAUUAUUCUAACUUGAUAACAAAGCCAAGCACCAGCAACUAGCUAUACCCCCCAAUCCAUGCAUUAUAACAAACCAAUUCCACCUCCAUCGUCUUUUGCAAAUAUUUCUCUCAACUACUAUAUGUUCUAGUGUCAUUUUUUUUUAUACUUGUGAAUCUUUGCCCUUUUAAUAUCUAUUUCUGGUGUUGUGGGUAUUGAUGAAGAAAUGAUCAGAGAUAGAAUGGAAAGACUUGUUCUCCUUCCUUUCUCUAUUGGUUGUGUCUCUGAAUCAAGUGUGGCUUUGGGCACUACUACUGAUGAUCAAAACAACAGGCCUAGAACUAAGACACACACAAUCAACUCAUUAUCAAGGACGAAAGAAGACGAGGAGGAAAGAUCAUCCAGUGAUCAAAGUAUGAAGAAUUCAACGAGGUUUCUCCAGUCUCUUCCAAAGCCUCACAUUUCCACUGGAUUUCACAGGCUUUUCAAGACCUUUUCUCACUUGUUUGUAUACAAGGAAGGCAUGGAAGAUGAUGAUCUAGAGAUGGCGAUGGAAAUAGGGGGUCCAACAGAUGUGAAGCAUGUGACACACAUUGGGUGGGACGAUCUCAUUGGCCCUGAAUUGCUCUCUCCUCCUUCCCCUCCUCCUCCUCCUCCUCCUCCUUUGAAGCAAUUUGAGCUUUCAAUGGCUGCUCAAGCUCAUCAUCAUGCAUCUGAUCUUGAUAAGGGUUUAUCCAAGCUAAGCUCAAGAGAUGAAAGUGGAUAUUGAUAUUAUUGGGUAAUGAUAGAUCUUGGUGGAUUUUUGAUGGGUUUGUAUGUAUUAAAAUGUCUAUAUACAUAUAUAACACAGGCAUACCGCUAAGAAAAAAGAAGAAGAAGUUGUUCCA